CCAGGACUAUCACACCGUGUGACAGUUCGAAAAAACUGUCACACGGCAAACUGUCACACGGCGAACUGUCACACCCCUGCUGUAACGUCGUCAGAACGUUUGGAAGACACAACGACAUGCAAGCGCUUAAUUGACACAGAUUGUUUGUUGUUGCAGACGAUAGCCUAACAUUUUGUUUUCUCUCUCGAAACUGUCAAACAUGGAUCAACACACGCGUUUUCAAAACGCCACAGACGUAGAUAUCGAGUCAUUAUUAACGGACAGAGAUAGCCAAAACACUAAAAGGGUCAUACAAACGUCUGUCAAGAUAAUGGAGAACUAUAUAGCAGAUUCUCAUACCAGCACAAACAUCGCAGAUAUCUCAGCAUUAUACGAGAUACCGACAACGGAUUUUAACCUAUUUCUUAGAAAAUUUAACGAAGAUAUCCGAAAGGCUAAUGGUGAGUUUUAUGCCAAGAAGUCAAUGAUUAGUGUCCGAUUUGGUUUACAAAGACAUUUUGUGAAAAAACGAGAUGAAGACAUCAUAAAUGAUGCAGAUUUUAAAAGUGCAAAUGACGUAUUCAAGGCUGUUCUUGUUCGGAUAUCCAAGCUGGGAGUGUCGGAAUCUAAACAUAAACCGCCCAUCACAACUGAGGAUUUAGACAAACUGUACAACCAUGGUGUUUUUGAUGUCAGUACAAGUUCUGGACUAUUAAACAGAGUAUUUUUUGAGUUUAUGUACUUCUUUUGUAAAAGAGGAAGAGAGAAUCUACGUUCAUUGAAAAAAUCUGACUUUGUCAUUCGAGUUGACUCACAAGGAAAGAGGUACGUGGUAAUGAAGACAGAGCAUCAAACCAAAAAUCACAGAGGGGAUGAUUUACAGAACGAGCAUUUCAGCCAGGCUAGGAUGUAUGAAAUACCAGGCAAUGAGAGAUGCCCAGUGGCUACCUUUGAAAAAUAUCUAAGCAAGUUAAACCCUGAAAUUGACGACUUUUGGCAAAGGCCGAAAAAAAAUGUAACGGAAUCAUCUGCUGUGUGGUAUGAUGCUGUGCCUUUAGGAAAGAACACUUUAUGUUCAUUAAUGUCCAAAAUCAGUCAUCAGGCAUCGCUUUCCGAGAUUUACACUAACCACUGCAUCAGAGCAACAUGUAUCACUAAUCUAGACCAGCAUGGAAUUGAGUCGCGUCAUAUAAUAGGAAUUUCGGGUCAUAAAAGAGAAGGAAGUUUAAAGUCCUACUCAUCAAAACUCAGCGACAAUAAAAAAGACAUUUCAAAAGUAUUAGCUGAAAGUACUACUAACUCUAUGAGCAGACAAAAUACAGUACAGAACAAUCCGGACGUUCAACACUUGUCAAAAAAUGUAAAUGUCCCAGAAUUCGAUGUUUCUCAUAUUGACUUUCUGGAUGAUGAUGCUGUAAAUGAUCUUCUGAGUAAAAUAAAUGAGGGUUCCUAUGAUAUAACAGAAAAUAAUCAAAACUCAAAGUCGGUGUUUCAUCGCGAACCAUGUUAUGACUCAGGAGUACCUCAUCAAGGGGUUAACGUGUACAAUUCAGUUGUUCAUGUGCAUUACUAUCAAAAAUGA
This is a messenger RNA of Pecten maximus, 1561 nucleotides long. RefSeq lists its product as uncharacterized. The transcript is spliced from 2 exons. Gene Ontology annotation, molecular function: DNA binding. Lineage: Eukaryota; Metazoa; Mollusca; Bivalvia; Pectinida; Pectinidae. The record is from RefSeq and is a predicted model, not a curated record. Bases 200 to 1561 code for a protein of 453 amino acids. Gene Ontology annotation, biological process: DNA recombination; DNA integration.